UGAUAUAUUGAGGUAGUGUCGAGUUCAAGGUCACUCAUACAACUGUUUAUUAUAAUUGUCAAUUUAAUUUUGUGUUAUCACAGUUUAUGUGUAGGCCUAAUGUGUUUCAUAUGAUGAUUAUUCAUCACUAAACACAUACUUUUUCAUUGGACAUUAUUAUACCUUCGGCAUGUGGUGGUCUGGACCACUGGUGGUCAGCUGUGUUCUGGCCCACGCCCUCUCGGCUGAUAUUCUCGCGGUAUUUCCUCACACUGGUAAAAGUCACUUUGACGUGUUUGAGCCUCUAGUACUCGCGCUGGCCGACAGAGGCCACCACGUGACAGUCAUCAGCUUCUACCCUCAACGUCAAACUGUCAAAAACAUCACGGACAUCAGUCUCGUGGGUCUCGUGCCGUUACGUGUCAAUCAAGUUAGAUUCGAUGACAUCGAAACUCCUUUCACGGACUUUAUCUCUAUGGCGACUAUGGGGCUAGAUAUGUGCGAAAAGAUAUUAUCUCAUUCGACUGUCAAAGGUUUCUUACGUGCCGAUAAGAAGGUGGAUGCCAUUCUUAUAGAAUUUUUCAAUACUAAUUGCUUUUUUAGUCUAGCCCACAAAUAUGCGGUGCCGUUUAUUGGCAUCGGGUCCGCGAGUCUGAGUCCAGACCAGGAGGCCAGAAUAGGCAACCCCUGGUUGCCAGCGUAUGUGUCUAACCCCGACCUGGCCUACUCUUACGUAAUGGGGCUGUCCCAUAAGAUAGUGAACGUAGUGUACAGCGUGGCUACGCGCGCUGUUAGAGCGUAUUACAUACAGCACGAGCAGUACGUAGUGGACCGGCUCGUGGGACACACACCGCCACUGGAGGACAUCGCUCGCAACGUGAGUGUAGUGUUAGUGAACACACAUAGCUCCAUGCUGAGAUCCCGUCCCAUGGUACCGGGCUUUGUGGAGGUUGGGGGAAUACACAUCAGACCCCAAAAAGUUUUGGAUGAAGAGUUGGAGAGGUUCAUGGAUGAGUCGAGUGAUGGCGUUCUCCUGUUUUCCAUGGGUUCGGUGAUCCAAUCGACGUCCUUUCCAGCGGAUAAAAGACAUGCCAUCAUGGAUGCCUUUGCUGAACUUCCAGUGCAAGUGCUAAUGAAGUGGGAAAGUGACACAUUACCAGGAAAACCACCCAACGUCAAACUCAGCAGGUGGCUGCCCCAGCGAGAUAUACUCGCUCAUGCCAAAGUGAGGGCGUUUAUGGGCCAUGGUGGAAUGCUUUCCACAUCAGAAGCUCUACAUUGUGGAGUGCCAAUGGUGCUGAUUCCCAUGUUUGGAGAUCAGCCCAACAACGUGGCUCAUCUUGCUCAGGCAGGAGUAGCUAUUCCACUAUCCUAUGACAACUUGUCCAAAGAAACCGUCCUUCAAGCCCUGCAAUCUGUUCUCAAUGACCCGAGAUAUCGUCUGCAGGCUCAAGCAGUGUCUGCACAGUUCAGAGACAGGCCUAUGUCUCCCUUGGAGACUGCAGUUUACUGGACUGAGUAUGUGAUCAGACACAAGGGAGCCACUCACCUGCGGUCCCCAGCUGUUGACAUGCCCUGGUACCAGUUGUGGCUUCUAGAUGUAUUGCUAGUAGUGUGUGCUACCUUCACAGCUCUUUUGAUAGCAGUGUACUGGAUGGCCAAGUGCAUUACAAAGAUGGUUAAUAGACUUUUCUUUUCCAAGAAGACAAAGAACAAAAAAGAAUAAUCUUCUGUUGUAUAGAGUUAAUAUUACCUGGUUGAUAUUUUUUUCUGUUUUUUAGUACAACGACAUCUUCAAGUGUAUCACAUACCGGUAAUUCUCUAUUGAUUGACUGAUCAUUUCAAAACAAAAUCCUUGAAUAAACUUUCUUAUUCUGCUAAA
Molecule: messenger RNA, 1861 nt
Organism: Macrosteles quadrilineatus (aster leafhopper)
Lineage: Eukaryota; Metazoa; Arthropoda; Insecta; Hemiptera; Cicadellidae
Product: UDP-glycosyltransferase UGT5-like
Exons: 5
Coding region: 170-1705 (511 amino acids)
Molecular function (GO): UDP-glycosyltransferase activity
Source: RefSeq, a predicted model, not a curated record